AUGCCGAAAGGGGUGGCGACGUUGUUUCAUCCGGACAACCCCAGGUUGGAGUCAGGGGACGUGUUUUUCCCAAUGCAGACCCUCGGGGUGGACGCAACGACCGGAAAACGCAUCUACUCCAUCAAGGUGGAGUCCGCUGAUCUCUGGCACCGGCGCAUGGGUCACAUCAACGGUAAGAACUUGGACGUUCUAAGGAAAGAACAGGUCAACGGCGUCGACUACACCGGAGACGUGAAGUACUGUAGUGUCUGCCCGCUCGGAAAGAGCGCACAACAACCUCACCCAAAGCAGGCCACCUACGGCGUCCUGCGCCCCUUCCAGCACGACACCCUUGGCCCCUUCGCACCUACGGCGUUGGGCGGAUCCAAGUACGCCACCAAGUUUGUGGACCAGCAGACCAAGUGGGCGGAGAUAGUUCUCAUGAAGGACGAGACCUGUUCUGUAGACUCCCUCGCGUUGUUCAAUAAAGGGACCGUGGUUCCUACCGGAGAACGCAUUCAUUGCCUCCGUGGGGAUCAGGGCACAGAAUUCACGAGUGCGGAAUUCCGUCAGUACUGUCAAGACAUCGGCAUCAAGCUGGAGUUCGCCUCUCCGAACAUCCCUCAGCAGAUCGGAGCCAACGAGCGUGCGGGUCGGACGAUUUUGAAUGUCGUGCGCUGUCUGCUCGCUGACUCAACUCUACCGAACUUCCUUUGGGGGGAGCUGAUCCAGACGGCAGUCUACCUGAGCAACCGGGUUCCUCAUGCAGCCCUGCAAAACGGGACGCCGUACAAGGCGCUCUACGGCAAGGAUGCCUACCUUGGUCACCUUCGGGUGAUAGGGUCAAGGGCGUUCGUGCACGAAGAAACCCACACCAGGAAGCUGGAGCACCGUGCUUGGGAAGGACGCCUUGUCGGAUACAGCAUGGACAGCAAGUCGUAUCGGAUCUACAACUCUGAGACGCGACGUGUACGGGUGAGUCGAAAUGUUGUCUUCAUUGAGACACCUCCCGUUGCGCCUGCGUUGGAUGAGUUUGGCUUCGACGACAGGGAGUUCACGUACGACACCCACGACGACAUGGUAAGAGACGUGCGAAACUACACUUUCAACCACUCAAUUGAUUCGCUUCCUCCUGAUCAUGACGUCGGGGACAUACCUGUGAUUGAGCUUCUCGAACAAAUCCAUGAGACAACCAACCGUGACCUUGGGGUUAGUUCUGCAGGAACUCCUCCCACCGACGACGCGCCUAGGACUUCUGGUGAGACCAUCCGCGAACUCCGUCGUAUCUCCUACGCAUUUACCGCGAAAGGGGAGUUCCCUGACGUCGCUCAUAGGGACGGUUCCUUUGGUUUCACGGAACACGCGUACGCUAUGGGGGCAUCCCAGCCGGAUGUUCCACGUACGAUUGAAGAGGCAAGGGCCAUGCCGGACGGAGAACAGUGGAACGCAGCUGCAGAGCGCGAGAUUGCGAGUCUCAAGGAACGUCAAGUUUACAAGCUUGUCCCGCGCACGGCAGUUCCCCCAGGGAGGAAGCGGAUAAAGUCCAAAUGGGUGUUCAAGCGUAAGGCAGGCGGCUCCUUCAAGGGGCGUCUAGUGGCGCAAGGCUGGAACCAAGUGCCUGGACUGGACUGCGGCAAUACCUACGCUCCUGUGUGCAGGUUCCAGAGCAUUCGGAUGUUAGCGUGCAUAGCCGUGCAGUUCAACCUGGAGUUGGAUCAAAUGGACGUGUCCACAGCCUUCCUCUACGCUGACAUCCUCGAGAACGUGUUCGUCGAACAGCCACCUGGCUUCGAGGUCAAGGACAAGGAUGGAGGUGAUCUAGUGAUGCAGCUACAGAAGAGCCUCUACGGGCUGGCCCAAAGCCCCAGCAACUGGUUCCACACCAUCGACCCUUUCCUUGUUGAGAUAGGUUUCGUUCCGCUCAAGUCUGACACUUGCGUCUAUCUGUACGACCACGACGAUGUUCAAGUCUACCUGACGCUCUACGUUGACGAUCUCCUUCUAGCCGGUAACAACUCCAGGGCCAUCUCGAUGAUCAAAAAGAAGUUGACACAAAGGUUCAAGAUGACAGACAUGGGAGAGGUGAAGCUUGUCUUGGGCAUGGAAAUAAAGAGGGACCGCAACCAAGGUACCCUGACGAUUUCCCAGGAAGCGUACAGCAAGUCCAUCUUAGAGAGAUUCGGGAUGUCGGAAUGCAAACCGACCAGCACGCCUGGUUAUGGUUCGGAGCUCUCCAACAAGCAACCAGAGGACACUCUGCUAAGCGAGGAGGAAACCAGACGUUAUCAGGGCAUCGUGGGGUGCCUGAUUUACAUCGCUCAAGUGCUCCGCUACGACAUCAUGUACGCUACGGGCCAACUGACCCGCCCAAUGGCGAAACCCAGCAAGAUCCACAUGGUGGCAGCUAAACACACUCUUCGCUAUGUGGCCGGAACAACAGAUUUUAGAAUCACAUAUGGUCCGUUCGGGCAAAUAUUCAAAAUAUUUUCCCCUGCACAAAGGUGCACUUUUCUCGGGGUGGGGGUACUUAUUCCGAAAUCUGAAAAUACCGCGUAA
Molecule: messenger RNA, 2535 nt
Organism: Ectocarpus sp. CCAP 1310/34
Lineage: Eukaryota; Phaeophyceae; Ectocarpales; Ectocarpaceae
Source: the annotation of a GenBank genome assembly